GAUCACGUGACUGCGGCUGGCACGUGGUCUUGUUGCAAACAUGGCUGCGCCCGCAGCGCUCCGCCGCUUGUUCCUGCUGCUGGGAGUGGGGCUGACGGUGGCUGCCGGCGCCGUGAAGGAGGCAGCUCCCGGCGGGAAUUGCGGCUGCGGCGCUAGUCGCGGCCGUGGGGAUGAGCGAGAGGCGGCGGCGCGGCGGUACUCGGCGGCGGCCAACGGCGGCAGGAGUUCUGGGCGCGGGCCGAUGGUUGCUAUUCCAGGAGGAGUGUUCACCAUGGGCACUGAUGAGCCUGAAAUACAGCAAGAUGGAGAGUGGCCUGCAAGAAGAGUCCAUGUUAACAGCUUCUAUAUGGAUCGAUAUGAGGUCAGCAAUCAGGAAUUUGAGAGAUUUGUGAAUUCUACUGGGUACCUCACUGAGGCGGAGAAGUUCGGAGAUUCCUUUGUGUUUGAGGGAAUGCUGAGUGAAGAAGUCAAGGCUGAAAUCCAUCAGGCAGUUGCAGCUGCUCCCUGGUGGUUGCCUGUGAAGGGAGCCAACUGGAGGCAACCCGAGGGUCCUGGCUCCAGCAUCCUGAGCAGGAUGGACCAUCCAGUUCUUCACGUGUCCUGGAAUGAUGCUGUAGCAUUUUGCACGUGGGCAGGGAAGCGAUUACCAACAGAGGCUGAAUGGGAGUACAGCUGUCGAGGGGGCCUUGAGAAAAGACUUUUCCCAUGGGGCAACAAGCUUCAGCCCAAAGGUCAGCAUUAUGCAAACAUCUGGCAGGGAGUUUUCCCAAGUAACAACACUGCAGAAGAUGGAUACAAAGGAACUGCACCGGUCACUGCGUUUCCUCCCAAUGGAUAUGGCUUGUACAACAUUGUAGGAAAUGCCUGGGAGUGGACAUCUGACUGGUGGGCUGUUCAUCAUUCAGCAGAUGAAGCUCAUGACCCUAAAGGGCCCUCGUCGGGGACUGACCGAGUGAAGAAGGGUGGAUCAUACAUGUGCCACAAGUCUUAUUGCUACAGGUAUCGCUGUGCAGCCCGCAGCCAAAACACCCCUGACAGCUCAGCUUCAAACCUGGGGUUUCGCUGUGCAGCGGAUGCCUUGCCGGACCCACAGUGACCAGAUGGCUGCACUGCAUUCAGGGAGGAGGCGUGCAGUGUUACCUGCUGCUGAGAAUGGAAAAUCUUGUGCUUAAAGUUCCUGUUGGACAGGAAAAUUCCAGCACUCACCAACACUGCUUGAAGCUGUGUGUGCCUAUGCUUGGGAAACCUGGCCUGGACUUUCAUCACGACCAAGCUUCUUAGAGGUACUGCUUUCAGUGGGAGUAGCCUGGAGUUACAUAAGCACAAACCUGAGCAGAAACAUGCUGACAGUGUUUUAAAAUGUUAAUUUUAUUUAGUAGAUCCUUUGGAAAAGUUCUUUAAUAACUAAAUGUAUUUAUGUAUCGUUUGAAUCUCCACACUCAGAUCUGAUAAAUGAGGAUUUCAUAGGCUCCUGGAUAGCUCUAAAAGAAAUCUGAAGCAGUUACUGCUUCCAUAACCUUGUAGGAGGCAUACUUACCAUUUGGAAAAGACACGAAGACAACACAGGGACACUUAGUGCAGCUGGUGUAUUGCAUUCUAAUGGCAGCGAAAAUCAAAUCCAGCAAUGUGCUUUUUUUGGUGCAAUACUAACUGCUCCAUAGGAAGAAGUGCCUUUUGCAACUGGGGGGAGGGAUAAUCAUCACUGUGAGAAUUAGAAAUGUAUGUAUUUGAAUAAAAUAUCAAGCAUUUCUUCACGCUGAAAACUUUCACUGGUGGGGAAAAAUACUGGCAACGUGCUUUGAAUUUCUCUUGGCUGGGUUGUAGGCUUACUUUCAGAACUUCCAAAUUGCAAAUAUGGCACUGGAAACUGAGGCUAAUGAGUGACUGCUAGAAUAGAAUUCAUUCAAAUCAAAAUAUGGCAAAUGGAACCAUGGGCCCUAAGGUUUCAUGAGAUAAACUAAGAAACUGUUGUCUGUUCCCCAAUACAAAGCAAACACCCAAAUAAAACAACCCCUCCUUAUUUAAAAGAAUAACGAUAGCAAGGAGAAGGGGGUAUACUGAGAACUACCUCAUUUUAGGAUCUGAAUGUAUUUCAGCCCUGUCACAAAGUGUUCUCAACUACCACUGCUGCAGCAGGGGGUGCUUGUGCUAACUGGAGCCUUCACAGGGAAUGUCUGUGCUGUCAGCUCUGCCCCAGCAUGGCUCUCCUCCUGGACCUGUCAUGCAGCAGUGGGGCUGACCUCUGUCAGGCUGUGUGAGUGCCUGUGUUAAAUGGAUUGAACUCGGCAGUCUUGUCAGAUGCUCUCAGAGAUAACAGUGAAAAAUGUGGUGGAUUAACAGAACUUUUGCACUGAUGACACUCCUUCCCAGCAGUGUUUUCUUUGCAGUGAAGUAGGUGCGGGUCAAUGCAGUGUGAGGUGAAUACAAACCUGUGUCCAUCCAGCUCCCUCUGCACUUGGUGUUCAAUACUGGGAGGCACAGGAGAGCAUCAGGGGAGCCCUUCC
This is a messenger RNA of Lagopus muta (rock ptarmigan), 2504 nucleotides long. RefSeq names its product sulfatase modifying factor 1 (gene SUMF1). Bases 41 to 1096 code for a protein of 351 amino acids. The transcript has 9 exons. Gene Ontology annotation, cellular component: endoplasmic reticulum. Lineage: Eukaryota; Metazoa; Chordata; Aves; Galliformes; Phasianidae. The record is from RefSeq and is a predicted model, not a curated record.